Struthio camelus australis is the source of this 1070-nucleotide messenger RNA. NCBI's taxonomy places the organism in Eukaryota, Metazoa, Chordata, Aves, Struthioniformes, Struthionidae. The record is from RefSeq and is a predicted model, not a curated record.
AUGGUGUUUGGGGGUAUGUUUAACAUGAUGAUUUUUUCUCUUCCAGCCUUGGGAGCUGCUUAUGGAACAGCAAAGAGUGGCACAGGUAUUGCAGCCAUGUCCGUCAUGAGGCCUGAGCUGAUCAUGAAGUCAAUCAUCCCUGUUGUCAUGGCGGGUAUUAUAGCCAUCUAUGGCCUGGUAGUGGCAGUCCUCAUUGCCAAUGCCCUCUCACCUUCUAUCACACUAUUCAAGAGCUUUCUUCAGCUGGGUGCUGGCUUGAGUGUGGGCCUCAGUGGUCUGGCUGCUGGCUUUGCCAUUGGCAUUGUGGGUGAUGCAGGUGUACGGGGAACAGCACAGCAGCCUCGGUUAUUUGUGGGCAUGAUCCUGAUUUUGAUCUUCGCUGAAGUUUUGGGUCUCUAUGGCCUCAUUGUUGCCCUUAUUCUCUCCACAAAGUAAAUGUCACAGUAUGAUGUAAAGAGAUAUAACAAAUCCACAUUUAAAAAAAGCUCCAGAAUGAAAAUGGUCUCUCCAAUGUGUACAGUUGUCCCAAUUUGGUAGUUGAUCUCUUGUAAAUGCGCAAUGUAUGUUAGUGACUUGUCUGUCCUGUGUGUACUUCAAUAUUAAAUUGGAUGGGCUGCUCCAAGCCUGCUGUACGGCUUGGGGUGGCCUGUGUGCAAUUUUCCACCCAUUUGCUGUUAGUACUUUAUGUAUAAAUAUGAACUAGAAGUGUAAUUUUUUCUCUUCACUGGAUGUUUAUUUAUAAAAGACUUGACAUGUUCAUACAUCUAUGGAGCAAGGAUUUUCAAUUUCCCAUGCUAUAUAUACUAAUCUUAUAUAUAGGUAGAUUAUUACACUGUGGGGUCAAUUGUAAGUGCAGAGAAUUCCUUGGUUGUAAUUUUGAUUCUAAAGAUUGCUGUAGUGUCCUGAUAUUGGAGUAUGAGAAUUGUUUGUGUUAUAUUACAGCAAUUGUCAGAAACACUCCUGUGUUUCCAGUAGUAAAAGCAUAUGCUCCGGCAUCAAAGUCGUGCACCCAGUGUUGGGUUACAAAGUUAUACAAUGUUUCCAAAUAAAACUUCCUCACUACAUUGCUG